CCAAGGCUUUUUAAGCGCUGAGAGUUUUGCCGUAAGCGUCAUUGUCGAUAUCAGAAUUGCUGUCAGUUUUAUUGUUACAGGUGUCGAGAGGUGACGAGAUACUCAUGAUCAGACUCUGAUACUUGCUUCCAUCGCAAUGAGCGAAUCCCCUGCUUCAACGGCCACGGCUCCCAUAGGCCAAAAUCUCACUGUAAAGUCGUCCUCCGACGAAGUGCUCAAGCGGACAUUGGAAUGGUGCCGUUUGAAUGCUGGUCUUGCAUGCGAACUAUGCUUAAAAAACCGCCUGGUAUGUAUGAACAACAUCACUUGUCCUACGAGCCUCCCAGAAGGGCCUUCUGCAGCAUCGGACGUUGGGGCAAUAUAUCAACACAAUGUUCGGUGUAGGACGUGCACGGUCCUCAGAAUGCAGUGCUCAAGAGAAGUGGCGGAGCACCGGUGGAGACUACAGCAGACGAUGGGCUUGAAUGAAUUAGAUCUUGGGGUCAAAUUGGACAUGGAGAAAAAGUUAGUUUCCAAUGGAAAUGCAAGUGGCAAUGAGAUUGUGCUUUCUGCUGGUCCGGACGUACAUGCGUCAAAUAAACCACAAAACUUGCAAACUAGCGUCGUUCAUAAUCCUUUGCCAUCCUCGUCUUCUUCCAAAAAACUCCCUCGCCCGGAUCCAGGACCAGAUCCGAAUUCUUUCCCCCAAUCUAUGCAACUCAUUACACAUGCCCCCGGUCUAUUAUCACUUUUCACACAGAAGUAUACAGAAAUCCAGCAACAAUUGCAGAUCUUUCAAGCGCGCAAUAACGAGCUUGUCAAGGAGAACCAGAAGAAAGGAAUUAAGCUGGCUGCUUUGGAAGCGGAGCUAGCUUUUACAAGAAAUAUCUCAGAAACUCACACCCGCCUUGGCUUGACCGGCGCUGGGAAUAUUUCGAAGCAGGUCAUGAAAGAGGGGGAGGCACGGCCGCAUCCUCAAUACUUGCACGAACACAUACAGAGAUCAUCUAAUUCUUCUAGAGAUGGCCAGACAAAACAUCAAAUUAUUUCAUUGGAAGGCCAAUCCGCAGAUCAAAAUGCGUCUUCUAAAACAUUAACCCCCCAAUCUAUGGAGGAUGCUCCAGCGAGAUUACAAUCUCUGGUGUUGAAGCAUACUCAAACAAUACGGGAAUUGGAUGCCCAAUACGACACGCGCCUUGAGGAUCUUGUGCGACAAAAGGGUGAAUUGGAGACAAAGCUGUCUUCAUUGCAAAUUCAGUACGAUGAGACGAUAAAAUGCAUGGAGCUUCUUAAAGAUUCGCAUGUUGAUGCGCUUUUCGAGAAAGAGAGAAGUCUUUCUGCGUGUGAAAAAUCCCUUGUUCAAGCUAGAGAAGACAACCGAUUGCUUUCUGAACGACUGAGAGAUUACGAGAAAAUGCGGACACUCGAAACAAUACCUGAUGAGCCUUCGAAUGUCAACAAGGAUGAGGGCAGAUUUAACCACAGGGAAGCGGAAUCGUUCCGGGAACGUUUCCUUGACUUGAAGGAAAAGUACAAGAUACAAUCCCGAACCUUGACAGUACCGUCUCGAAGAAACCACUGCGCUCCAAAACAACCUCAUAGAGCACGCCAACAUCCAAGUCCUUGUCCGACUACUCCACCUCGCAAGGGCAGACUUUGCUGCUAAUCAAAUCACUAAUGAAGAUAUGCUUCAGACUUGUGACAAUUUAUGCACUCAGCUCAGUGCUAUCGCAGAAAGACGACUAGAGCGGGUUCCGAUGGGGUUUGAGGCAAUCCGGGGUGUGAUGGUUGGUAAGAGUCGAAGUCAAAAGCGAACGCGACCGCGAUCGUGGGAUACGGCUAAGCAGGUACAAGUUAUGAAAAGCGAUGAGGCGGAUGAAGAGUCGCUGUCAAAGCGGCUGAAAUUGGGGUCGGAAUGAAGCGUUAUAGAACUAAAGCUAUGAAUGUUUACUAUGUAUAUCUAUUAUUUAUUACUGCUAAGUACGUUGUCCACUGAGCUCGAGUAUAGGCUCCUUGUGUACAUAGUAACUU
Lentinula edodes (shiitake mushroom) is the source of this 2010-nucleotide messenger RNA. RefSeq lists its product as uncharacterized. The transcript is spliced from 5 exons. NCBI's taxonomy places the organism in Eukaryota, Fungi, Basidiomycota, Agaricomycetes, Agaricales, Omphalotaceae. Bases 137 to 1645 code for a protein of 502 amino acids. The record is from RefSeq and is a predicted model, not a curated record.